AUGGAUUACGGAAACUCUGGCCUGUGGUUCGCCUUGGCUAUCGUGUCUGCACCCAUCAUUUGGUGGGCGAUAUGCCACCUGCUGCAGCAGCUGCUGGCCGAGAUGAAGGCCGGCCUGCAGGCCGAGAUGAAGGCCGGCCUGGCCGAGAUGAAGGCCGGCCUGCAGGCCGAGCUGCGGCAGCAGCAGGGCGACCUGCGGGCGGAUGUGCGGCAGCUGGCGGAGCGGCUGGUCACGAUGGAGCAGCAACUAAGCUCGGUUCUGCGCGCUGCUGUCGCCGCCCCCGUUCCUGGCGCCCCCACUGCGGACGCCGCGAACAGCCGCAUCCAGACGCUCUUUGUGCCCCGCGCCAAGAUCGACGUCGACGAUAAUAACGUUGUGCUGCCGCUGUGCAAGGGCCGGCUGCGCGGAUCGCGCAAUACAACAAUCCUGUACAUCGUGAUCGACGCGUCCACUGCCGCCGCGGCCGAGGCGUGGGGCGCCAACCUCGCGCCGCCGCUCGCGGCCGCGGCCGCGUCGCGCGCCGCCCAGAACGCGAGCGCCGCCGGCGGCAUGCCGACCUGCGCCGGCGGCAACCUGGAGUUCGCCGCGACCGUCGACUUUGCAGCCGGCAACCGCAGCGUGACGCCCGGGCCGACGGCGUUCCCGCCGUCGAGCUUCAGCCCCGGGCCAAAGGCGCUACCUGGGUACUCCCCUCUGGCCGCGGUGGGCGGCGUUGUGCUCAACGCGCCACACGUGGGGGUGCUGCAGGGCGACAAGCUGGUGGGGCAGGCGGGGCGCGUGGUGCGGUUCAACCAGGGUUACACCAAGGUUGUGCUGGCCACCACGCACGGCUACGCCCAGGGCCGCGAGGUCAUUUACUUGUCAACCGACGCAUCAGACCCAUUGGCUGCCGCCCUCGAGAAUGUGCCCCUCGCCCCCGCGAUAGGGGCCACCCCGCCCGCGGCCCUGGCCGGCCUCGUCGCCUUCACCAACGGCGCGACGGGCGCGGAGAACAUGCAGCGGCAGGGGCUGGCGUCGGCCAUCAAGGACGGCCUGAGCCCCUUGAACGUGCUGCAGAGCUUCCCCGGGCAGGUCGCCGCCUGA
Molecule: messenger RNA, 1083 nt
Organism: Monoraphidium neglectum
Lineage: Eukaryota; Viridiplantae; Chlorophyta; Chlorophyceae; Sphaeropleales; Selenastraceae
Exons: 5
Coding region: 1-1083 (360 amino acids)
Source: RefSeq, a predicted model, not a curated record